CUGGGGUCUGUCACUUCGGUGGUCGGGCUCCGUGGAGCUUCUGAGUGCUGACACCCACCAAGUCCGAUGCUAACUCCUGUCACCAUGGGGAUGCUACUUCGAGCCCAGUGUUUUUGGCGUCUAGCAAUUCCUGGUUCUGUGAGAGCACUACAUAAAGAUUCUAGAACAGUGACCCCCCAGAAUUUCUCCAGCUAUGAAUCCAUGAAACAGGACUUCAAAUUGGAGAUUCCAGAGUAUUUCAACUUUGCAAAAGAUAUCCUGGACCCAUGGAUCAGUUCGGAAAAGGCUGGAAAGAGACCUUCCAACCCAGCCUUCUGGUGGAUAAAUGGAAACGGAGAAGAAGCGAGAUGGAGCUUUGAGGAGCUGGGAUCUCUGUCCAGGAAAUUUGCCAAUAUACUCACCGACGCCUGCGCCCUGCGGAGAGGAGACCGGGUCCUUGUCAUUCUGCCCCGGAUCCCCGAGUGGUGGCUGGCAAAUGUAGCCUGUCUGAGAACAGGAACCGUUUUAAUUCCAGGAACCACUCAGCUGACCCAGAAAGACAUCCUCUAUCGGCUACAAUCUUCAAAAGCAAAAUGCAUCAUUACCAGUGAGGAUCUGGCCCCAGCCGUCGACGCUGUUGUGUCUAAAUGCGAAAAUCUUUGCUCCAAGCUAAUUGUGUCUCAGGAGCCCAGAGAAGGGUGGGAAAACCUCAAGGAACUGAUGAAACAAGCCAGUGACAGCCAUACCUGCGUGAAGACAAAACAUGAUGAACUCAUGGCCAUUUACUUUACCAGUGGGACGAGUGGUUCUCCUAAGAUGACCGGACACACCCACAGCAGCUUAGGUUUAGGGUUAUCUGUAAAUGGAAGGUUCUGGCUGGACUUGACAGCUUCAGAUGUGAUAUGGAAUACUGCAGACACAGGCUGGGCAAAGUCUGCGUGGAGUAGUGUUUUCGCUCCAUGGAUCCAGGGAGCAUGUGUAUUUGCACAUUAUUUGCCACGUUUUGAGCCAACUUCUAUCUUGCAAACACUUUCCAAGUUUCCCAUCACAGUCUUCUGUUCGGCACCAACUGCAUACCGAAUGCUAGUACAGGAUGAUACGACCAGAAACUAUAAGUUCAAAAGCUUGAAACACUGUGUGAGCGCCGGGGAGCCCAUCAACCCGGAAGUGACCGAGCAAUGGCGGCAGCGGACAGGGCUGGACAUCUACGAGGGAUACGGGCAGACGGAAACGGUGCUAAUCUGUGGAAACUUUAAGGGAAUGAAAAUUAAGCCUGGCUCCAUGGGAAAGCCUUCUCCUGCUUUUGAUGUUAAGAUCUUAGAUGUAAAUGGCAAUGUUCUACCUCCAGGACAAGAAGGAGAUAUUGGCAUUCGAGUUCUACCUAACCGACCAUUUGGCCUUUUUACUCAUUAUGUAGAUAAUCCUACAAAAACAGCUUCAACUCUACGAGGCAAUUUCUAUAUCACUGGGGACAGGGGCUAUAUGGAUGAAGAUGGGUAUUUUUGGUUUGUUGCAAGAUCAGAUGAUAUCAUACUAUCCUCUGGCUACCGAAUUGGACCUUUUGAGGUGGAAAGUGCCCUGAUUGAGCAUCCUGCAGUGGCAGAGUCUGCGGUUGUCAGCAGCCCAGACCCCAUCAGAGGAGAGGUAGUAAAGGCUUUUAUUGUCCUGAACCCUGAUUACAAGGCACAUGAUCAACAACUACUAAAAAAGGAGCUUCAAGAGCAUGUUAAAAAAACUACAGCACCUUAUAAAUAUCCCAGAAAGGUCGAAUUUAUUCAACAACUGCCAAAGACUGUCAGUGGGAAGAUAAAAAGGAAUGAACUGAGGAAGAAAGAAUGGAAAGCAAUUUAAAUGCAUCCCAUUUAUUAUCGUGGUAUCUAUAAAAUGAAGACUGAAGAAACCACAAGAUUAUAGGUGGUAAAAAAAAAUGUGGCACUGUGCUUAUGAUUUGUUGAUUUAAAAUAGCUUUUAGUUAUGACAUCAUAGCUGAAUUUUGAAAUAAAUAUUCAGAAAAUUCCUUUAUCUAUGUUUUGGUCAUAUAAUACCAUCAAUUGAGGCAUUUUUAAACUUAUAGUACAGAAUCAGUUUGGGAACCAAACCUCUGACCUGUUGGUUUUCAAACCUCAGUUGCAGAAUACUUCUAUGUUGAUAUACAAAUGUGAAGCCUUGAAAUAAAACUUUAAAACCUUCAAGUUUUUAGAA
Messenger RNA from Condylura cristata (star-nosed mole), 2181 nucleotides. RefSeq names its product acyl-CoA synthetase medium-chain family member 3 (gene ACSM3). Gene Ontology annotation, molecular function: fatty acid ligase activity; fatty-acyl-CoA synthase activity. Bases 67 to 1830 code for a protein of 587 amino acids. Lineage: Eukaryota; Metazoa; Chordata; Mammalia; Eulipotyphla; Talpidae. The record is from RefSeq and is a predicted model, not a curated record. Gene Ontology annotation, biological process: acyl-CoA metabolic process; fatty acid biosynthetic process. The transcript has 14 exons. Gene Ontology annotation, cellular component: mitochondrial matrix.